CUUCAGGGCGCAGAUUCCAUCUGAUCCGAUCGAGUCCACCGAGUCCGUGGCAAAUCAGCGUGAUGUAUUUCGUAAUCGUCCUUCUCGCCGUGGUGGGCUGCGCCCUUGGACAGUACGGAGGAUUCCGAGGAUUCCCUAAUCAGAACGCUUUGCCGCAGACCACGAGACCGCAGUUCCAGCAACCGCAGUAUCAGCCCCAGUACAGCGGUCCCAGGGGUCCCCAGAUAAAGAUCCGCAGUCAGUAUCAAGACAUCUCCCCCGAUGGCUCCUACAGCUGGAGUUACGAGACCGAAAACGGAAUCUCAGCCUCCGAGACCGGGACUCCCAAAGCCGCUCCUGAGGGUCAAGCCGAGGUGGUCCAAGGGCAAUACUCGUACACGGCUCCCGAUGGAACGCCGAUCUCGGUGCAAUACAUCGCGGACGAAAACGGAUUCCGUCCUCAGGGCGCUCAUCUGCCGACUCCACCGCCAAUUCCUGAGGCCAUUCGUCGCGCCUUAGCCGCUAAUCCGCCCAGGAACGACAACUCCUACGACCAGGACAACAGGCCUUACCGGCCAUCUUAUCCCACUUACGGCAACAACUUCCGCAGAUUUUAGUCGCCCGUCCUUCGUUCAUCCCUGAAAACGAGAUUCCCAGCGUGAAUUUGCACGAGAAACGAGUAGGAGGAAUACUUGCCUCGAUAUCCCGUAGACUAUGAAUCAGAAGAUCAAUGGAAUGGAAUUCCCUCUUCUUCGUCAUUUCUCGUGCCAGUUCGCCUCCUUUUCUUCCGGCCUCUCUGCGCCGCCGUUAAUCUGUGAUUAAUGACCAUACCGAUUUGUAAUACGUACAUAUAACAAAGACUUCUGCACGGA
Molecule: messenger RNA, 851 nt
Organism: Orussus abietinus
Lineage: Eukaryota; Metazoa; Arthropoda; Insecta; Hymenoptera; Orussidae
Product: endocuticle structural glycoprotein SgAbd-2
Exons: 4
Coding region: 63-596 (177 amino acids)
Cellular component (GO): chitin-based extracellular matrix
Molecular function (GO): structural constituent of chitin-based larval cuticle
Source: RefSeq, a predicted model, not a curated record